Messenger RNA from Triticum turgidum subsp. durum (durum wheat), 321 nucleotides. Lineage: Eukaryota; Viridiplantae; Streptophyta; Magnoliopsida; Poales; Poaceae. The record is from the annotation of a GenBank genome assembly.
AUGGCCGCCGGGAGGAAGGUGACGAUGAGCAGCGCCGGCGUGGCCGCCGCGCUGGUGGCGCUGCUGGUCGUGGCGGCGGCGUCGGGCGCGGCCGGGCUCAGGGUCUGCAGCGUGGACAGGGACAGCGUCGUCAACAACUGCAAGUCCUACUGCACGGUGGGCAGCACGGAGGCCAGCCCCAGCGGCGCGUGCUGCAACGCGGUGCGCGGCGGCAACUUCAAGUGCCUCUGCCAGUUCAGGAACGCGCUGUCCCCGGACAUCGACGGCAACCGCGCCAUGCAGAUCCCCGCCAAGUGCGGCUACGGGGCGGCCUCCUGCUAG